CACACGUAACUUUACUGAAGUACCCUCUGAAAAAGUUUAGUUUUGGGAGUAAAACUUGAAUCAAGCUGUUAAACUAAACUAUAUUUGGUUUUGGAACCACUUCAAGCAUAUUCGUAUACACGCGUCUGUUUGUUAUACUCCAUGUAUGACUGAGCGUUAAAACGUCAGUUUAAUCUUGGAAAUGUUCAUCGAUGGAGUGGCGAUUGUAUGGAGACAGUUAGCUCGGGAUGCUAACUAGUCUGCAAGGAAUGCCAAAUGUUUAUGACUGCUAAAAUCUCAGCUGUUUAAAGCAGGCAGCGCUUUCUUCUGUGGGCCAGGCUCUAGUUGCUGUCCAUACUGAAUUCACACUGGCCAGUCUGCUAUCAGCACUCUGAAGGAUUGGUCGCACGUUGGAGUUCAGCAAUUCUUUCCUGAAAACACGAUGGCGAUCAGAAGCUGAGUCAUCUCAACUUGAAGAGUAGAACCGCAACAGUAUGGAAGGCAACGGCGAGAUCAGCGAUACUGAUAGUGGCAUCAUCCUUCAUUCCGGCUCAGACAGCCCGACAUCGCAUACAAAGGAUGUGAACACGCACACGAGAGCCAUGAAGCUCAAGCACCAGGCACUUCAAGAUCGUCUGGAGCUUUGCCUCUUGGAGCUGAAGAAACUCUGCAUUCGUGAAGCGGAGCUGACAGGCCGGCUCUCGGGAGAUUAUCCUCUGCUGCCAGGAGAGAAGCCUCCACAGAUCCGCAGACGCAUUGGAGCUGCUUUCAUGCUCGAUGAGCAAAGCAUACCUCGGGGAGUGGAGGAGUCGGCCCUAAAUCUUGUGGAUGCCGAGUUGGCUCUUCAGUUUAAGAUCUACGAGGCGGCGCGCAAGCUCUGCGAGGAGAACCACCUGAGUAAGGCUGUCCGGAAGAGUCUGUUGGAGCAGUGUAGGCGAGAGGAGAAGAAAGUCAAACAGCUACAAGAGACUGCUUUCCAACUGCGGCUGGAGCACGGCCGAUCCUCACCGCUUCCUGCUUUUAAUAUCCCGCAAAAAGAUCUCGCUGCGUCUGAUGACAGCUCUUUGUCUGAUUCUGUGGUUCAAGAUGAAGAAGUGCAGAGUGAGUCGUCACAGCCGUCCACAGUCCUCCCAUAUUCCGCAGGGAUGGAUUCUUCACAGCCAGCCACUGCGUCUUUUCAAUCUCACACAGACGGUUCCUACCGAUCACCAUCUGCGGGUCCUCAGAACCUGCCCUUGACACCAAGAUCAUCUCCUCAUCCCAGCCUUGACUCAUCCAUGAGUUUUACCUCGAGCCCCGCCUCAUACGACCGGCCUCCUAUCCAGCACUCCCCGUGGUCGGAGACAAGCCUGGAUCAGCCAUACCAGAAGAGCAAGAAGUCACGUUCCUUCUGCAAAGCCAGCCCAGCCAAGAAUGAGUUACUGCCGCCACUGGAGGCUUGCUUGCCACUUUCAGCUCUGCCACAGCAACUAUCCCAUUUGAAACUGAGCCGUACACAGUCCAAUAUCACGUCAUCCAUGUCAGAGAAGCAAGUACACAGGCAGCUCUCCCUCAGGAUAUCCAACCCUGAAUCGUCACUCAAACAAGACAAGGAGCGUGGUCGCCCCAGAGGUCCGAGGAGGCGACUGACCGAUUACAUCAAAACCCCAUCGGAAGCCUCUCCGCUCAUGGUUAACUGUGUAAACCAUGCGGGCUCCGAGGAUAGCAACUCUGAGCACUCGUUUGCAUCCUACAGCAGCUCCCCCAGUCAGGAACUUCUUUGCGAUUUGCCCAAACACUAUCAGGCCUCCUCCCCGCUCGCUGCUCCAUUUGGUAGACCUCAAGCAUCACCACAUGCUGGGUUUUACCACAGUCCCAGGCACAUGCUCAACCCGGUUGUCCACAAAGCCUAUUACAACGAGGAAGCGGUCUACUCUCCGUAUGUGGACAUGCCUUGGAGCUAUUACAGCCAUCAGCCUCCCUGCUCCCCCAGCAGAUAUGAGUGUCGCUACAAAGAGGCUUCUGUGCCCCUGCAGAGAGCACCGAGGCACUUGGCUCCUGAAAGCAGACACUCCCCCACUCCAGCACAAUGGGAUCAUCCACAGUACCGCUCCAACUGCCUCCCACAGCAAGUUGUGAACGAACAGCUGAAGUCGUGGCACCGGCGCAGUCAGCUCAAAGGGCCCAGGUCGCGUUCCCUUGACAGACAGGGAGCGGUCAGGGUGAAAAACAUGGCAGCUCUGGAGGCAAUUCACUAUCCAAAUCAGAAGUACCAGAAGCAGGCCAUCCCAAGAAGAGCUCUUCAAUUACCAACUGAUGACUCUCAAGGACGUUGGCUCGUAGAUGAUGGCACUCACUAUAUGAGUCAAGUAUGACAUCGUGAGACGGACCUCAAUCAGUUUGGACUAAGUGAGAGAAACCGAUUUUAUGUGGACUUUGCUGUUGAAUAAUCAAAUCAACAGAAGUUGGAAUGUUUUGUGAGAAAGGUCACAAAUUUGGAACAUGGACAUGAAUGAUUACAAAUAAUGAACUGAAGGGGCCGAAUAACUUUCAGCACUAUUUUAGCAAUACGUGUCUCCAGUUACGGAUUGCUGAAGUUUAUACAUGUAUGAAGAAUAUGAGCCAGAUCUUGUAAAUUAAUGAUGUGUCCUAAAAUUGUAUGUAGAGUUUUUUUGUUUUUUUUGCUGGAUCAACCAGAAUGCCAGUUUUGCCACUUAAUCAUGUUCUUAAAUUGACAGAAUAGUCUUGUUUACCUGCAAUUAUUUGCUCCUAUGCCUGUUAUCUAGAAACAUGGUAGAAAAGACUUGAUGCAUGGCAGCUAUGUUCUGUACAUUUCAAAUGAAAACAUGUGCGAUUGCAGAUUACAACUGACCAAAUUUUAGUAGCCUACUCCACGUGAAAUAUUGCCAGUGUGUCACAAAGUAGAAGUCGGUAGGGUUUAACUACACUCACUCAAAGCCCUUCACUGUUAUGUAGUGAUUUAUUAUUUAUUCAGCUUAGAAAAUCAACCAAAGUCAGACUUGAAAUCAGUGAAGUUGCCGAGUGAGUUUGUUAAUAUAAGAGACUACAAUCCUGCUUCCUUAUGUGCAUUUUUACUGUCGUAUUUUAAAAUGGAACUCAAGUUGUAUUAUUGUUGCAUAUGUAAGAAUAUUUUCCUGUGGAAUAAAGAUGUUUUUACAAUCUUUA
Molecule: messenger RNA, 3144 nt
Organism: Syngnathus acus (greater pipefish)
Lineage: Eukaryota; Metazoa; Chordata; Actinopteri; Syngnathiformes; Syngnathidae
Gene: inavab
Product: innate immunity activator b
Exons: 12
Coding region: 474-2333 (619 amino acids)
Biological process (GO): positive regulation of protein ubiquitination; adherens junction maintenance
Source: RefSeq, a predicted model, not a curated record